This is a messenger RNA of Ailuropoda melanoleuca (giant panda), 2171 nucleotides long. RefSeq names its product leucine rich repeat containing 38 (gene LRRC38). Gene Ontology annotation, cellular component: plasma membrane. The record is from RefSeq and is a predicted model, not a curated record. Bases 1 to 948 code for a protein of 315 amino acids. Lineage: Eukaryota; Metazoa; Chordata; Mammalia; Carnivora; Ursidae. The transcript has 3 exons. Gene Ontology annotation, molecular function: protein binding.
AUGGGGCUGGCGCACGCAGAGCGCGCUUUGGCACCAGGCUGGCGCCGGGCUGCGGGGCACCUGCCCCCAACACGCCCUCUGGAAAUCGCCGGGGUGGGGGGCGCUCGCCUCCUCCUGCUGCUGCUGCUCCGGCCCGGGCGCGCGUGCCCCGCGGGCUGCGCCUGCACCGACCCGCACACCGUGGACUGCCGCGACCGCGGGCUGCCCAGCGUGCCCGACCCUUUCCCCCUGGACGUGCGCAAGCUCCUGGUGGCCGGCAACCGCAUCCAGCACAUCCCCGAGGACUUCUUCAUUUUCUACGGCGACCUGGUAUACCUGGACUUCAGGAAUAACUCCCUGCGCUCCCUGGAGGAGGGCACGUUCAGCGGCUCGGCCAAGCUGGCCUUCCUAGACCUCAGCUACAACAACCUGACCCAGCUGGGCGCCGGCGCCUUCCGCUCGGCCGGGAGGCUGGUCAAGCUGAGCCUGGCCAACAACAACCUGGCGGGCGUGCACGAGGACGCCUUCGAGACCCUGGAGUCGCUGCAGGUGCUGGAGCUCAACGACAACAACCUGCGCAGCCUCAACGUGGCCACCCUGGCCGCGCUGCCCGCUCUGCGCACCCUGCGCCUGGACGGGAACCCCUGGCUCUGCGACUGCGACUUUGCCCACCUCUUCUCCUGGAUCCAGGAAAACGCAUCCAAGCUGCCCAAAGGCCGCGAGGAGAUCCAGUGCUCCCUGCCCCUGGGCAACAGGAGGGUAUCCCUGCACGAGCUGUCUGAGGCCAGCUUCAGCGAAUGCAGGUUCAGCCUGUCACUCACAGACCUGUUCAUCAUCAUCUUCUCGGGCGUGGCCGUGUCCAUCGCUGCCAUCAUCUCCAGCUUCUUCUUGGCCACCGUGGUGCAGUGCUUCCAGAGGUGCGCGCCCAACAAGGACACGGAAGACGAGGACGAGGAUGAGGACGACUGAGCCGCCCCCUCCCUUCCUGGCUUGCCAGAGCCCAGGCAGGGCUCCUCUCCACGAGGAGAGGGAAGAGGGGAGGCGGGAAGUGGGAAGGAGUCAACCUGCAGCGCCCAGAACAGCACCUGUCCCCAGGGGCCCGCUGUGCACCUGGCCCGCCCCUGGCCACACCCCCUGGGCACCAGCUGAGUCCUCCCAUCUCAGAGUUUGGAACCUGUGGGGCAGGAGGAGCCCACGAGGGAUUCUGGGGGGCGGGGGGUCCUGCCUCCCUGCCUGAGGUGCGAGAAUGGGGGAGGAGAGGAUGAUGUCAGGCUUCCCCGAUGAUGGCUGAACCCCAAGCCAGGGGCUUCACUUGUAGCUUGCAGAGACUUGUAGCUCCCACCGCCCAUCUGGUUUGUGCACCUGUUCUCUGGCCUGGACUGGAGGACGGAGCAGCGGCCUCCUCCUUCCGGGAUGCGGCAGCUCGGAUGGGGACCCCUGUGCAGGGUGCUGUCCCUGGAGUGAGGCUUCUCCUGCUGUAAUGGGCUUCAGCAGCCUCGGGAGGUUGGCGAAAGGGGCACCGAGGGAAAAGCUCAGGCCAGCCGAAGGGUGUUUGUUGCUGUAUUUUGAUGAGCAGGUGAGGAAGACUUUCACUGGCAGAGCUCACACCCUCAUCCUCAGCCUCAGAGGAAGCAGCUUGUAGAAGGACGGUGGGUCCAUGUGCCCUGUCACUCUGCCCCCUGAAAUACAGCCAGUUGUCCCUCUUCCCCAGCCCCCUCCCUGGUCCCCCGACUUUGAGUCCUUCCUCAGCCAGCUAAUGCCUGACCGGCUUCCGUGCUGGCACCGGUCCGGACUUAUCUCCAGAACUUGCAGCAAACUGUUCUCGAGGCCAGGAUUCCAAAAAGCAGGUUGCAUUGGACCAACAAAAUGUUAAAAACAAAACAAAACAAAAAAUCCCCAAACCUGGGACGUGCCUCUGAGAACCCUCCCUCCCUCAGUGGCCUUCGGGUGUGUGUGUGACAUUUCUUGGGAGCUCAGGUUGUGACAGGCCCUGCUUUCCUGGAUGUGCAAGACAGCACUUUGGGGCAGAGAUAAUACGAAACCAUGUCACACGCCUGGCAGGCUGAUACCAGGUGACAGUGUUCACAGCAUCAGACCCUGCUGGGGACCAAGACGUAGACGGGGCACAAGAGAAGCCCCUGGGGUGUUUCUGGGAAAUACCUCUCCAUUGUUUCUCACAAUAUAUUCCUUCU